AUGUGGCACGAAGCAAGAAAACAAGAACGUAUGAUUCGUGGAAUGAUUGUAGAUUAUCGUCGCAGAGCUGAACGUCGUAAGGAUUUUUAUGAAAAGAUUAAAGCAGAACCAACCCAAUUUUUGCAACUGCAUGGAAGACAAUGUAAAAUACAUUUGGACCCGGCAGUAGCAGCGGCUGGGGAAGGGCCAGCUAUUAUGAUGCCGUGGCAAGGUGAUACUAAUAAUAUGAUUGACCGUUUUGAUGUUCGCGCACAUCUGGAUAUUAUAUCUGAGGUUAAGGCGCCCUAUAUACCACCCGAAGACCUCAAUCAAGAGGAAAGACAAUGCAAUUAUGAAAGAUAUAGGAUUCUAGCACAAAAUGCCUUUUUAGGCAUAAGUGAGGACAAAUUUCUACAGCAACUGGCCAUUGAGGAGCAGUUUGGUGUUACCAUCGAAGAAAAAGAGAUGCAAAGGGAGAAGUUAAGUGAAAAGAAAGGGAUCGGUGCUGCUAUUGGAUACAAUUAUAACGAUCCAACUGCCCAACCGUCAACCUCUAACGGCCCAGAGAUGAAGAAGGCGGAUUCAAAGGAGUCCGAUGAUGACUCGGACCUCGAGAUCAUUGAUGUGGAUCUCAGCAUUGAUGUCAAUAAAAUGGAUGCUUCACAGGCUCACGAGUUGAAUGCCGUUGGACCGCAAUAUGGUAUGGCGGGCUGCGAUCUAUUCUCAUUCCUCACUGGAGAUGCCGAUGACGCUGAACAUCAAAAACAAUUGCUUCGGGAAGAGAAAGAAAAAGCUAUGUUUUCAGGGAGAAAAAGCAGGAGAGAAAGACGCGCGCAUAGGGACAAGAAGCUAGCGACUCGUGUAGUGAGUCCCCCCAGCUACGCGGCCGCCCCCUCCUUGCCAGCCGCCCCUUCCCGCUCGCCGAGCCGCAGCCGUUCACGCACUCCGUCACCCGACAAUACAAACAUACAGUUCAUUACAUCCUUUGGACCGGAAGACGAUGAUAACGCACAUCAUCGUCAUUCGGUGCGCCAAUCGGUCCUCGUUUGCAAUCCCAAUCCCGGUCUCGGUCUCGAUCCCGGUCCCGGUCCCGUUCUCGCUCCCGGUCCCGUUCAUCUCGCAAGUCGAGGUCCGCUUCACGUUCGAGGGCCUCGAGGUCGAGGUCAAGGUCGAGGUCCUAUCACUCGUACAGGAAGACACACUCGAGAUCACGCUCGCGGUCAAAGUCUAGGAAUUAUAGAAGAAGAUCGAGGAGUGUCUCGAACCACGCAAGUUAUACAAAUCGUAAUAGAUCCAGAUCCUUGUCGUUUGAAAGGUAAGCGUCUUAAUAAUUUACCCUUGUGUAAUGAUAAAAAUCAGCCUCAAAGUAAGCCCGUGCCGCGCUACUAUGGACGAAGGAAAGAAGAUAAAUCAUCAAGUGAACUAUCACUUGAUUCAGACACAAGUGAUUCAGAUGAAAACAAUAAGUCAGCGGGUGGCAAAUCAAACCCGAACCAGAAUCAGUUACGAUUAACUGGAUCCAGCUCCAAAGUCAUGCGUGCAGACAAGCGGGCUGAGGCUGCUCGAGUGGAGAGAGAGAGUCGACGACAGGCGAGGAGAGACCAGGAGAUGAGAGACCUGGCUAUUAAACUGAGGAGGAAGCAGCGUGAGAUGAGACACCAACAAUAUCGGCGUUCCAGUGACGAAGACGAUUCAGAUAAGAGUGGAAGUGAAACAUCUUCGAGAAAAUCUAUCAGUGAAAAUAGAAAAGAAAGGAGCCGCUCUAAAAGCAAACCACCAGAAGACAAGCCCAUACAAGUUUGGGACACUAAAAUGUCGCCGUUCAGAUCGAAAUACGACGGAGAAACAUCGAAUUAUACAACGAGGAAACGUUAUCACAACUCUAGAGAACAUUCUGAACAGGACGAUUAUAGGGACAGUCGGAAAUAUGAUGAAGAGACAUAUCAGAAUAGGUACAGUCGGCAGAACAGAGAAUAUAGGAAUUAUAACGAUUAUAAUAGAUAUGAUAACUAUGAGGAUAGAGUACAGAAUAGUUGGAGGCGACCGUACGGUAAAAGGGGUGGGUAUAGAAGCAGUGAGAGGAAAAACGAUUAUUACGGUGACGGGAACUCGAGCAAGAAUCGAGAUGACGACAGAGAAUCUAGCUAUAGAAACAAAGUGAAACUUGUAGAUUACUAA
This is a messenger RNA of Danaus chrysippus (African queen), 2157 nucleotides long. NCBI's taxonomy places the organism in Eukaryota, Metazoa, Arthropoda, Insecta, Lepidoptera, Nymphalidae. The record is from the annotation of a GenBank genome assembly.